This is a messenger RNA of Microdochium trichocladiopsis, 1979 nucleotides long. Its product is annotated as inner membrane transport protein yfaV. Gene Ontology annotation, cellular component: membrane. The record is from RefSeq and is a predicted model, not a curated record. The transcript is spliced from 8 exons. The coding region runs from base 1 to 1539 and encodes 512 amino acids. Gene Ontology annotation, molecular function: transmembrane transporter activity. Lineage: Eukaryota; Fungi; Ascomycota; Sordariomycetes; Xylariales; Microdochiaceae. Gene Ontology annotation, biological process: transmembrane transport.
AUGAUUGACCAUGCUGACCCGACUGGCGAUCACCCCGAAAAGGCAUCGCAGAUUCGUGUUGUGGACAACUUUCACGUCCUCGGCUUGACUGAGGAGGAUGCAGAGUUUUACAACAAUUACACACCCGCGCAGCGGACACGUACCAGGCGGAAAGUUGAUGUUCGCUUGAUCCCGAUGCUGGCCAGUCUGUACCUCAUCUCUCACCUCGAUCGCAGUAAUAUUGGCAACACCAAGAUUGAGGGAAUCGACAAGGACCUUGGCAUCACGGGCAUCCAGUGGAACAUUGUACUUUCGCUGUUCUUCGUUCCCUAUAUACUGUUCGAAGUACCUUCCAAUGUUGUUCUCAAAAGGUUCAUGCGGCCGUCUAUCUAUCUCGGAAUUUUGGUUACAUCCUGGGGUGUCAUCAUGACAUUGCACGGCGUAGUACAUAAUUUUGGUGGUCUACUGGCUGUCCGCCUCAUCCUAGGUGUCUUUGAGGCUGGCUUCUUCCCCGGUGCCGUCUACUUAUGCACCUUCUGGUACAUGCCGAAAGAUCUAGCAUCUCGAAUCUCUUGGUUCUAUUGCAUGAGCGCGAUGUCGGGCGCCUUCUCUGGCCUGCUGGCCGCAGCCAUUGCCCAGAUGGAUGGUGUUGGUGGCUAUGAAGGCUGGCGUUGGAUAUUCCUCAUCGAGGGCAUCGUCACCGUUGUCCUUGGCAUCGCCACGUUCUUUCUGCUCAUCGAUACACCAGAGCUGAGCCACAAGUGGCUCGAGCCCGAUGAGAUUCGAUUCCUGCAGCUCCAGGGUUUCAUUAAGCAAGGUGGGCGGUUCAAGGAGGAUGGGGAAGAAAACCGGCACAUCUGGAAAGAUCUCUGGGCCUGUCUGACAAACUGGAGACUGUUAAUUAUUGCAUACGUCCAGUUUGCCCAGUCAGCCAUGGCCUAUGGCACCAAGUUCAACCUGCCGACGAUUGUUCGAGCCAUGGGAUUUCAGAGCACGCAGGCUCAGUUACUAUCUGCACCCCCAUACGUCAUGGGUGCGAUUUCGGCGAUCUGCUUCUCCAAGAUCUCUGACCGGUUUUACUGGCGCAUGCCCUUCGUUGUCAUCCAAUUCACUUUGGUUGCCAUUGGCUUCAGUGUCAUGCUGGGACUCCAAGGAAGGCUCGAGCAGAACAUCGGGGCGGCAUACACAGCCGUCGUCAUCGCCUGCAUGGGCUUCUAUCCCGCAAUGCCCGCAGCCGCCGCCUGGGCCGCUAACAAUCUUGCCCCGUCCUCCCGCCGCGCGGUCGGUCUUGCUCUAAACAUCGCGCUCGGUAACGCUGGCGGCAUCAUGGGAUCUUACAUGUUCUUCGACUCUGAUGCUCCCACGUAUCAUACCGGCUUUGGGCUCUCCAUGGCUUUCGCGCUCAGCGGAAUCAUCAUGGCACUUGCGGCAGAGGCUGCUUACAAGUGGGGGAAUACCAAGAAGGGCAAGAUUAGCGAAGAUGAGACCCGCGCACGUUACACUGAGGAUGAGCUGUUGCGGUUGGGAGACAGGAGCCCUCUGUUCAAAUACACUCUAUGAAUCUUCGGAGCGGAGCACUAUCCUCUGCUGGAGCCCUUGAACUUGAGAAGGAAGAUUCAUUGAUGGGUUAUAAUGUGUUUGGAUGGGAUGAAAGACAAAGGCUACCCCCUAGAACUAUAUCAUGCUCAUCCGGAUCGCUUUCUCGAUGUCAGGAAUGCGAUCUCGAUUCUCCGCCAUGAAACUCUAAUCAGCCUGAGGAUACACUUUCGUGAGUCUGCCAUUGGAGACUGGUCGUGUUAGAACGACACAGUGAGGAUCUUGCUUGCAAGAGUGGCUGAGUAGGACUGCGUAUGGCCUGCUUGUGGCUGAGCAGUCAAUUGAGUGGCUCCAUGUAAGACACUUACCCCAUCAGUUUUAAGCGUGAUUCAGAUUCGCCAGCGAAUCCAAACUCAGUCCUGCUCAGGUGGCGCUCAGGCUGUCAGGCGAGAAAGGCAUUCGGC